GGAGGGAGCCGGGACUGGGAGUUCUCCAGAGGCAAGCGGAGUGAAGUGGGGGGGACGCGGCGGUGGCGGUGCUGACAAUGAGUUUUCUUGGAGGCUUUUUUGGUCCCAUUUGUGAAAUCGAUGUUGUUCUUAACGAUGGGGAAACCAGGAAAAUGGCGGAAAUGAAAACUGAAGAUGGCAAAGUAGAAAAGCACUAUCUCUUCUAUGACGGAGAAUCCGUCUCAGGAAAGGUAAACCUAGCCUUUAAGCAACCUGGAAAGAGGCUAGAGCACCAAGGAAUUAGAAUUGAAUUUGUAGGUCAAAUUGAACUUUUCAAUGACAAGAGUAAUACUCACGAAUUUGUAAACCUAGUAAAAGAACUGGCUUUACCUGGAGAAUUGACUCAGAGCAGAAGUUAUGAUUUUGAAUUUAUGCAAGUUGAAAAGCCAUAUGAAUCUUACAUUGGUGCCAAUGUCCGCUUGAGGUAUUUUCUUAAGGUGACAAUAGUAAGACGGCUGACAGACUUGGUAAAAGAGUAUGACCUCAUUGUUCACCAGCUUGCCACCUAUCCUGAUGUUAACAACUCGAUUAAGAUGGAAGUGGGCAUUGAAGAUUGUCUACAUAUAGAAUUUGAAUAUAAUAAGUCAAAGUAUCACUUAAAGGAUGUGAUUGUUGGAAAAAUUUACUUCUUAUUAGUAAGAAUAAAAAUCCAACAUAUGGAGUUACAACUGAUCAAAAAAGAGAUCACAGGAAUUGGACCUAGUACCACAACAGAAACAGAAACAAUCGCCAAAUAUGAAAUAAUGGAUGGUGCACCGGUAAAAGGUAACACAUUUUUCAGUUGCUGCUUUGGUGGUGUAGAUGUAACNNNAACAAUGAGAGAUGUGAACAAAAAGUUUUCAGUGAGGUACUUUUUGAAUCUGGUCCUGGUGGAUGAGGAGGACAGAAGGUACUUUAAGCAGCAGGAGAUCAUUUUAUGGAGAAAAGCUCCUGAAAAGCUGAGGAAACAGAGAACAAACUUCCACCAGCGAUUUGAGUCUCCAGAAUCACAGGCAUCUGCCGAGCAGCCUGAAAUGUGAACUGACUAGAGGGUCACAAAAUCCUCCCGAAACUGUUGAGAUCAAGUUCAGCCGUUAAAGAUGUGGGUUGCAGUGUGUAGGGGAAAAAAGGCCAAAACUCCACAUGUAAUAGUCUUCCUUUAUCUUACAGUGCUGCAUUUAUUUUAGGAUGCAACUAAAUGUUCUCCAUGUAUAUACUUAAAAAUAAGCGCUUUCUUUUAAACACUGAAACUUUCUUAAGCUGCCAUUUUUUAUUGUACACUUUGAUUUGAUGAUAAGCACUCAGAUAUGCAUACACAUACAUAUUAAGGAUUUUCCUGUCAAUAGGCUGAUAUUUGUAACUGCUUUCUGCAUAAUAGUGAAUACCUUUUUCUUCGCCCUUGUCAUGUUAAUUCUCUACAUGCAAAGAUUUAAAUAUUUGUGUUCAAAUAAAAUGAGAAAACCUAAGUGGCCCUUACACCCUGCAGAGAUGCAAAACGGUAUAUAAUUUUUUGUGUGUGUGCAAACUACAUAUAUCUGCGUUAAACACAAGAAAUGCCUCUGGAGUGUUUCACUGUAGAUGCUUCUGAGACUGCUCUUUCAUGGCUUCCUGAUUUGUGUGCUCUUUGAAGUUUUGAAGUCUUUUGGUAUGAGUGAAUUUGUUUUCACAGGAUUAUGUAGCAUGUCAUUAUGGCCACAUUCUUUCUUUCCUUUUUCUUUCAGAAUAGGGGAAAGCAUAUUAAGUAAUCAUUUGCUGUUCAAGCAGUACCCCUGUAUGUUUUCUGCCAUGGGGAACUGGCCCUGUGUUGGCAUAUUAGAAUUUGUUAAAACUAUAAUUUUUCUAUAAAUACACAUUUCUUAACUGUAAGCACUCUUUUUGCCAGGUAGGUGGAUAUUAUUUUCUUGACCUCAAAAGUGCAUUCUCCUUAUUUCCCAGGGGGCUUUGUGAAGGGACUCGGGAGGGCCUGGGAAGCAGUAGUUAUCCAGAACUGGGCACUGUCCUUUGGCCACACUGGACCUUUGGCGAAUUAAAGUUCCGAUUUAAACCACAUUCACCUUAUUUCAGUCUUAAAAACACCCUUAACUUUUCCCGUGUAUCCAAAAGGGGAAAAAGGUUGCACUCCUCUGUUGCUAGGCAUGGGGUCUGAAGCACGAAGUAGGGGGUGUAGGUACCAACACGAAGCCUGCUAUGUGGAAACUGCUUCACUUACGGUUUUUGUACCAGCAUUUUUUAUACACUUCAGCGCAAGUCUUGUCAGUUAGCCUUACUUUCUGAGUAAGCGAAAUAACCCCGUUACAUUUCUGUAAACCUCUUGAUUACUAUGGCCCUUUGACAAAACGAUUGGUAACCAGCUGUUCUGUUGGAGGAGAAGUUCCAUGUGCCAUGUGCUGGAGCUUGAUUUUAAAUCUGGAUUAUCUGUGAAGGGUAAUACUUUCCUUCAUGUAAGUGCCUGUUUAGUUUUGAAGUUUAAAAAAUGCCAAAUAUUUUCAUGGCCACUUGCAUGUAGUAACCUAAAAAUAAUCAAAGCAAUUUAGAAAAUCAGUUCUUUAACCAGCCUCAAAUUGUGCAGCCAUGAUGUGUAUAAUAAAGACUUUGAAACAUA
Messenger RNA from Echinops telfairi (small Madagascar hedgehog), 2620 nucleotides. RefSeq names its product VPS26, retromer complex component A (gene VPS26A). The record is from RefSeq and is a predicted model, not a curated record. Lineage: Eukaryota; Metazoa; Chordata; Mammalia; Afrosoricida; Tenrecidae. The coding region runs from base 78 to 1058 and encodes 326 amino acids. Gene Ontology annotation, biological process: retrograde transport, endosome to Golgi; intracellular protein transport. Gene Ontology annotation, cellular component: endosome; retromer complex. The transcript is spliced from 9 exons.